Molecule: messenger RNA, 3567 nt
Organism: Mycotypha africana
Lineage: Eukaryota; Fungi; Mucoromycota; Mucoromycetes; Mucorales; Mycotyphaceae
Product: hydroxymethylglutaryl-coenzyme A reductase-domain-containing protein
Exons: 5
Coding region: 70-3504 (1144 amino acids)
Biological process (GO): isoprenoid biosynthetic process; ergosterol biosynthetic process; coenzyme A metabolic process
Cellular component (GO): peroxisomal membrane; endoplasmic reticulum membrane
Molecular function (GO): protein binding; hydroxymethylglutaryl-CoA reductase (NADPH) activity
Source: RefSeq, a predicted model, not a curated record
UUUUUUUUUUCUUUCUAUUUUCACAUUCUUGAUCAUCUUUUUUCUUUAUUUCCUACUUUGUCAAGAAAGAUGGCAAGCCUCAUUCCGAAGCAAUCUGGAAUGACCGCAUUUCGGUCCAUUUCAAUUACUGUCGGCAAGGGCAUUCACCGUGCAGCCAAGUUAUCAUCCCGUAAUCCUAUAGAGAUGAUUGCUGGUAUUCUCAUUCUGUCUUCCUUCAGUUACUUUUAUUUAUUCAAUUUGGCUCGUACAUCCGAUAUUUUUUCUGGCACUGUUACGCGUCUCUACCCGACCUUCGUUUAUGCUGAUCCCUACGCCACUCAUUUCGAACAGCUCACACGGCAGGAGCAUUUCAAAAACCAACAACAACAGCAAAAAGAAAACAUGGACAUGAUGCGAAUUCAGCUCAAACAAAUUUCUAUUACAGCAGAUCAGAAAAAGGACGUUCGAGACAACGACCGAAAGAAUGUGAUUGAUAAGAAUAUCCUAUCGACUAUCUAUCGUUUUCAAACAACCGUCGAAAACACAGUUCUCGAUGAUAACAUUGGUCAAAUUGACUACAGUGCUUUAUGUUUCAAGGAUGCCAAUGGCGAAUGCUUUUCACAGACACUGUCAGACAUCUUUCUUGACGAUACGCUUUCCAGAGAUGACUCUAUAACGAAAGCCAUUCAACAGUAUCCGGAUAUGGCAAGGUCUAUUUUCGGAGACUUGAAUUUGAAUUCUUCGUCAGCCUCCUCUAUUGUUCUUUCAUUUGCCUUUAAUGCUUCCACAGAUUAUCGUCAACAACUCACCUAUCUUUGGGAACAAAAAGUCGCUACAUUGUCUUCGGGUGACCUUGUUUCCUAUUCAAAUACUGGAAAACAAGAAGAUGUCUUUACUUGGUUGUUUAUUAUUGCUCGCAACAUUUUCUUGCGUGUCACGGAAUUGAUCAAGAUGGCCGAUAAUAUCGACAUCGUCGUCAUUUUGGCGGGUUACGUGAUGAUGCUGAUAACAUUCAUUUCAUUGUACAUGAAUAUGCGUUCCAUGGGUUCCCGUUAUACUUUGGCCACAACCAUUCUUGUCAAUGGCUUUUUUUCGUUUAUGCUUGCUCUGCUGACCGUUCAUGCACUUGGUGUGGAUGUUUAUCCUGUCGUGUUAGCUGAGGCUAUGCCAUUUUUUACUGUGACGAUAGGUUUUGAGCGUCACUUUAAGCUCACUAAAAGAGUAUUUGAAGUGAGUAAAGAAAAGCCUUUGACCAAGCAAGUGAUCCGAAAAACAAUUAUUCGUGCGGUGGACUCUGUUGCUCUGUCUAUUGCGAGAGAUUGCAUCAUGGAGAUAACAGUACUUGUUCUAGGUGCAAAAUCCGGUAUUUCCGGUUUACGUGAAUUCUGUUUGCUCAGCGCCCUUUUAUUGGCCUAUGAUUUCAUCAUUAUGUUCACUUGGUAUACGGCUGUACUAUCCUUGAAACUUGAGCUAUUGAGAAUUCGUGAAAUUAACGGUACAUCAAAAUCAACAAAAAAGCCCACGGGAACAAGCUAUAUUCGUAAAACGGUAGUGAAAGCGUUCAGCGAUAGUACAAACACAAAUAGAAACUCCAGUUUGAAAGCGGAUGAGCCUUUGAUUGGCCGAGUCAAGUUAUUAAUGAUUGUUGGGUUUGUCGCUAUGCAAGCAUUUAAAGUUUGCACUACCUUCCAAGGAUCUACCAGUCCCCAGGUGAGCGUCAUUGAGCCGGGUAUCAGCACUGUAUUGGAUAAUCUUCUGAAUCAACAUCGUGCCUCUGAUUUUGGCCAUCUACCCAUUCUCGUGGAGGUCUUCCCGCCAUUGCCUUUCUACAUAUCCUCUUUCGCGGAUCGUUCUUUUAUUCCUGGCAGUAUCCGUAGACCCUUGGACAAGUUGUUCGAUACGUAUGCUGUCUAUAUUCAACAUCCCGUCAUUUCAAAAUGGAUCACACUGGCCUUAUUCGUCUCUGUAUUUUUGAACACUUAUCUCUUCAAGGUCGCGAAACAACCCACUACCGUCACCGCCAGCACCACCACCCCGUUACCCGAGUCUCCUGUGUUGGAAAAGAAGGUGCAGCCAGCACCCCCCGUCUCCUCCUCCUCCUCUUCUUCUCAAAAACCACGACCACCGCAAAACAAACUUGUCCCUCUUCCUCCGUCUCGUCCCUCCCAUCCACGCCACCCCACCACGACGGACACCGCUCAAAACGCCAUUCGUACGCUUGAAGAAUGCAUUGCAUUGACCACGACGCCUGAAGCUUUAUCGGAUGAAGAAGUGAUUCAACUUGUCCAAAAGGGCAAAAUGGCAUCGUACGCCCUCGAACGAGUCCUGGGUGAUUUUGAACGUGCUGUCCGCAUUCGUCGUGCCGUUAUUUCUCGUGCUUCCGUCACAAAGACGUUGGAAAACAGCUUGCUGCCCUUGCACAACUACUGCUACGACAAAGUCAUGGGGGCGUGUUGCGAAAAUGUCAUUGGUUAUAUGCCUAUUCCUGUCGGUAUCGCGGGUCCGCUCAACAUUGACGGUGUCAUGGUGCCUGUGCCCAUGGCGACCACCGAAGGCUGUCUCAUUGCUUCCACGGCUCGCGGCAGUAAAGCGAUCAAUAUGGGCGGUGGUGCGACGACGAUUUUGACAGCCGACGGUAUGACACGCGGUCCUUGUGUUGAAUUUCCGUCGAUUAUCGACGCUGCCCAGUGCAAACGCUUCAUCGAGGAAGAAGAAGGCAAUGCGAUCCUCACGCACGCUUUUAAUUCGACGUCUCGUUUUGCGCGGGUGCGCAAAAUGAAGGUGGCGUUGGCCGGCCGUCUGGUCUUUAUUCGUUUCUGCACCACCACAGGGGAUGCGAUGGGGAUGAACAUGAUUUCGAAAGGCUGCGAAAAAGCGCUUUCCGUCCUGCAAGAACACUUUCCUACCAUGCAAAUCGUCUCUUUAUCGGGCAAUUACUGUACGGACAAGAAGCCUGCUGCUGUGAAUUGGAUCGAAGGUCGUGGCAAAUCGGUCGUCGCGGAAGCCGUGAUUCCGGGUGAAGUGGUUGAAAAAGUGCUCAAGACCACGGUGUCCGCUUUGGUCGAGCUGAACAUUUCUAAAAACUUGGUGGGAUCCGCCAUGGCGGGCUCUGUAGGAGGCUUCAAUGCUCAAGCAGCCAAUAUCCUGACCGCUGUGUAUCUUGCCACAGGUCAAGACCCCGCCCAGAAUGUCGAGAGCUCCAACUGUAUCACGCUGAUGAAGGCCGUCCAUGGUGACCAAGACCUGCAUAUUUCGUGUAGCAUGCCGUGUAUUGAAGUCGGUACGAUCGGUGGUGGUACCAUUCUGCCACCUCAGCAAUCGAUGCUCGACAUGCUUGGUGUGCGCGGCCCGCAUCCGACAGAACCAGGUAAGAAUGCUCAGCAAUUGGCGCGUAUCAUCUGUGCCGCCGUCAUGGCUGGAGAGUUGUCUCUUUGUUCUGCUCUCGCUGCGGGUCAUUUAGUCAAAGCGCAUAUGGCUCAUAAUCGUAAUACAGCACCUCUUCCUGGUAGUUGCAUUAAAUCUUAACACAUAACUACACGAUGGAUAUUCUCCUACACGAUGAAUGAAAAAAAAAAAAAAAAAAAAAAA